Gadus morhua (Atlantic cod) is the source of this 2934-nucleotide messenger RNA. It is a transcript of the gene hnrnpa3, whose product is annotated as heterogeneous nuclear ribonucleoprotein A3. The record is from RefSeq and is a predicted model, not a curated record. NCBI's taxonomy places the organism in Eukaryota, Metazoa, Chordata, Actinopteri, Gadiformes, Gadidae. Gene Ontology annotation, biological process: mRNA splicing, via spliceosome. Gene Ontology annotation, cellular component: catalytic step 2 spliceosome. The transcript is spliced from 11 exons. Bases 83 to 1162 code for a protein of 359 amino acids. Gene Ontology annotation, molecular function: mRNA 3'-UTR binding.
CGAAAUCGCGUUGUGUUCUCGCGCGACUAGGGCGUUCUCGUCACGUGAUCUGUUCCGCUCUACGCCUGUAGUCGUCCACGAAAUGGAGUGUCGUGAUUCCAAGGAACCUGAGCAGCUCAGGAAGCUGUUCAUCGGCGGUCUGAGUUUUGAAACCACUGAAGAAAGCUUGAGGGCCCAUUUUGAGCAAUGGGGAACGCUUACAGACUGCGUGGUGAUGAGGGAUCCCAACAGCAAGCGGUCCCGUGGCUUCGGCUUCGUAACGUACUCAAACGGCAGCGAGGUGGAUGAGGCCAUGAGUGCCCGACCACACAAAGUGGACGGGAGGGUGGUGGAGCCAAAGAGGGCCGUUUCCCGAGAGGACUCCUGUAGACCCGGCGCCCAUCUGACGGUGAAGAAGAUCUUUGUGGGGGGCAUCAAGGAGGACACGGAGGAGUACCACAUCCAGGAGUACUUUGAGAAGUACGGCCGCAUCGAGUGCGUGGAGAUCAUGGAGGAGCGCUCCACGGGGAAGAGGAGGGGCUUCUGCUUCGUCACCUUCGACGACCACGACACCGUGGACAAAAUAGUCGUCCAGAAAUACCACACCAUCAACUCUUACAACUGCGAGGUGAGGAAAGCCCUCUCAAAACAAGAGAUGAACGCAGUGUCCAACCAGCGCAGUGGAGGUUCCGGAAACUUCAUGGACAGGGGUGGUAAUUAUGGAGGUGGCAACUUCAGAGGUGGCUACGGUGGAGGACGUGGUGGUUAUGGCGGGGACGGAUACGAUGGAUAUGGUGAUGGUGGAAACUACGGGGGAGGUGGUUUUGGCGGCGGUCGCGGGGGCGGCGGAGGAGGAGGGUAUGGUGGUGGAGGUCCCGGAUAUGGGAACCAGGGUGGGGGCUUCGGUGGAGGUGGAUACAACGACGGCUACAACGAUGGAGGAAACUUUGGCAGCGGUGGAGGUGGAGGAGGUGGAGGAGGAGGAGGUGGGAAUUACAAUGACUUUGGAAACUACAGUGGAGGCCAGUCCAAUUACGGACCCAUGAAGGGCGGCAACUUUGGUAGAAACUCGAGUGGACCAUAUGGAGGUGAGACAGGAGGAUAUGGCUCUGGAGGUGGUGGUGGAGGAGGUGGUAGUGGUGGAGGCAGUAGUGGAGGAGGCUACGGCUCCCGGCGAUACUAGCCGUUUGACUGACCCCCUGAUAUGGAAAGAGGAAUUCUCUUCAUGAAAAUCUGUAAAGACCUGAUAACAAGGAAGGUACUGGAUGGGUAAGAUUUGUUUUUCAAAAUAUUAUGCAAGGUUGCCAACUAUUCACUGCCACUCCCUGAACGGGGAAUGAUCUCUAAGGAGUGCUGUUGUCUUUAAUGGCAGACCCAGUAAGUGGACAUGCAAUUAUCAAUACUUAUUUGUUUAAAAGCUGGCAACGAAAAUAGCUUUUGUAUGUCAUACUAUAGGUUCUGCCUUAAAAGACAACACUGUUCCAACUACUGUAUGUGUUAUAUAUUCUGAUCGGAAGAUAUGGAAAGCCAGAAGGUAGCUGGAUUUAAAUAAAAACAGGAUGUAGGGCAAGGGUGACAUUUGAAUGCAGCAAGGCACACAGGUUGAUGUAUCAAAGGGUUUAAAGGAUUUGGAGGGUUGGUUCAGACCCAAGGUUACUGACAAUGUCUGUGUCAACAUAUUAUCAGCCAUGAAUUCUGUUCAACUAAUCCCAGACGAUGUACGCAUGUUACAAAAUUAGGCAGUAGGUGAGCUAUUGACAUCCUUAGUCUUCCAAACUAGUAUUUUUGCAGUUCCUUUAUCUUGGGUUUGUACAACAAAUGUAAGCCCAAACGAACUGUCCUGGCUUGGUGGUUUUGCCUAUAGGGCGUGUACAUCUGAAUGCAUUAUGGGCUUUAUUUUGUUAGGCGAUACUCCUCCAUCUUGUGAUUUUCCCGAGAGAGUUCUAGGACUAACCCUAAAUCAACAUAAAUAUUCAGUAACAUAGUUUGCCCCGUCUUCUAAACGCCAGUCUCUCACAUAAUGACAAAAUAAUUACUAAACAGUGACCAACAUACAAUUACUACCAUAACAUUCCUAUGCUCUUAUACAACCAAAAUGGAGGCAGCCAUUGAAACGUGAAUUGUAGUGGUUGCUUCCAUUUUUUUAAGAAUACGAGCAUUGGGAUAAUUGUGUGGAAUGGUAAUGGUUCCUUUUGUCAUUGUUUAGCUAUCAUAGCUGAAUUCUUAAUACAGCGUUCAGUUGGUAGCUUAACGGUCACCAUCUUUCCUCGCUCAGAAUACUGACCUCCGUCAGCAUUGCAGUGUGUGUAAUCACGAAACAAUCUAGCCAGGGCAGUUUGUAUGCACUGAUGCGUGUUGUACAAAACAAGGGUUCAGCUAAAGGUGCUGCUCGAACCCUCGCUAGGACAAAAAUUGAUGUCAAUGGCUCACCAACUGCUCAGUUUCUCAAUGUGGAAAAUCAUGGCUGCCUUGCAUCACGACAAUAUGGCAUCUUUAGCCCAACACCGCCGGGAAAAAUUCACAAAUGGAUAUUAUUCUGAAACCUCCCACUUCAUUUUAGAUUUCCAAGGGGUGUUGUCAAAGGAUAAAGACCAGAUUAACCUGGCUAUGGGUCUUAGCCAACCAGCAAAAUCCUUAAAUUCAAAGUGAUCUCCAUAUUAUCACACCUGUAUAUUUAUUGUUCACAUGUUACUCAUAUAUGGCCCACUGAGGAAAUGACUGCACUUAUUGACUAUUAUCAUUACACUAGGCUAUUCACGAGGCUUUAUAUAUUCAAUUAUUUAUGACUAUUAGUCAUGUUUUUUAGUCCUAAUUUGUGUUGUAAUAUGCAGUGUUGAGUUCAGGGAUGAAGGCCCACAUGUUUUUGAUGUUUAUUUUUUUUUUAAACGGGCAGGAUUUUUCCAUUUUCUGCAGUAAAUGUCAAGAAUAAACUUUGAUUAAAAGUUUCCAUCUUCA